Molecule: messenger RNA, 714 nt
Organism: Naegleria lovaniensis
Lineage: Eukaryota; Heterolobosea; Eutetramitea; Acrasida; Naegleriidae
Exons: 1
Coding region: 1-714 (237 amino acids)
Source: RefSeq, a predicted model, not a curated record
AUGAGCAAAAGCCUAUUCACCUAUUUACUUGUCGUUGCAGUGUCCGUUCUUUUCAUUAUCGGAAUCAUCACGACACCUAUUGCAGCUUCCGAUGAUGAUCAUAUAACACCUCAAGAAGAAACACCAGAACCAAAGAAUAUUAAAGUAACGUGUGGAAGUAUUGUCAAAUUACGACACAAGGGAAUGAAUUGUCGAUUACAUUCUCAUGCUGUAAAAUAUGGAAGUGGAAGUGGACAACAAAGCGUCACGUGUUUCCCUGGAGAGGGUGAUGAGAAUAGUUAUUGGGUGAUAAAAGGAGCAUAUUCAACUGAUAAAAAGGAUGAAGAUACUUGUCCUCAUGGAACCAUUCUAAAGACUGGGUUGACAGUCCGAUUGGAACACGCUCAAACAGGAGGAAGAUUACACUCUCACUUGCAUCAGUCUCCAUUGUCCAGACAACAAGAGGUCUCUUGCUAUGAAGGACAAGAUACAGGAGACAAUUGGGUGGUUGAACUUGUGAGUAGCAGCAGCAAUGCUCUCGAAAAGGGAGACUCAUUCCGUCUGAAACAUGCCGAUACUGGAAAAUAUCUUCAUUCACACAACAUGCAAUAUGGAAAUCCAAUUCCUGGUCAAUUAGAGGUGACAUCUGUUGGUAGUGCAAACUCCAAUACCAUUUGGGUUGCUGAGGAAGGAGUUUAUUAUCCAACACAAAAAGAAUUGGAAAAUCAUCACUAG